Molecule: messenger RNA, 2644 nt
Organism: Scophthalmus maximus (turbot)
Lineage: Eukaryota; Metazoa; Chordata; Actinopteri; Pleuronectiformes; Scophthalmidae
Gene: her13
Product: hairy-related 13
Exons: 5
Coding region: 594-1316 (240 amino acids)
Biological process (GO): anterior/posterior pattern specification; regulation of transcription by RNA polymerase II; regulation of neurogenesis
Cellular component (GO): nucleus
Molecular function (GO): protein dimerization activity; DNA-binding transcription factor activity, RNA polymerase II-specific; RNA polymerase II cis-regulatory region sequence-specific DNA binding
Source: RefSeq, a predicted model, not a curated record
GGAACAAGCUAAGAGCAAGCUAGGAACAAGCUAGGAACAAGCUAGGAACAAGCUAGGAACAAGCUAGGAGUAAGCUAGGACCAAGCUAGGAACAAGCUAGGAGCAAGCUAGGAACAAGCUAGGAACAAGCUAGCUGUGUGAACAUAGAUUACUGUGUUUAACUCUGUUUGGUCUCAAAUUGUAAACUAUCAAACAGAUGUUUGUUAGUUCCUGUAUUUUAGCUCUGUUGUUCUUUUGCUGUUGACUCUUUGAGACCAAACAGACCUUAAAAAGAAAGAAAGAAAAGAUGGGCAUUUUUUCCACAAAGUCAGAGCUACGGCUCUUUUCUUGUUUUAAACUACAGCCAGGUGACGGUGAGCCAUCACCUGUGCUUUUCCUGCUCUGACAUGUCAACGUAUGUCUUCAGUGAAAAAGCCUUAUUGGACCUCACGUUUGUCAGGUGGCCAGAAACAGUGUUUACUACCAAACAUGUUGGCUGCUACAGAUAAUAUCAGUGGUUUGGCCGGUCUGCUUUCAUUGAAAAGAAGACAGAGGUAAAAAAGAAAAAGAAAAGAAAAAGGGAGAAGCCACAGAAGCGGCGAUCCACAACCAACAUGGCCCCCUCGGCUCGGCCCAGCAGCACGGGCCUGGACAUGGACGAAGACGAGUCCGACUACGGGAUUCAGAAAGCGGACAGGAAGGUCAGGAAACCUCUGGUGGAGAGGAAGAGGCGAGCUCGCAUCAACGAGAGUUUGCAGGAGCUGCGGACGCUGCUGGCGGACACGGACCUCCACUCCAAGAUGGAGAACGCGGAGGUGCUGGAGAUGACGGUGAAGAAGGUGGAGGACGUCCUGAAGAACCGCAGCCAAGAAACAGACUCACUGAACCGUGAAGCCAGCGAGCGGUUCGCCGCCGGCUACAUCCAGUGCAUGCACGAGGUCCACAUGUUCGUGUCCAGUUGCCCCGGGAUCGACGCCACGGUGGCGGCGGAGCUUCUCAACCACCUGCUGGAGUGCAUGCCCCUGAACGAGGACCACCUGCAGGAUGUGCUGAUGGACCUGAUCACGGACGGGCCCGGCAGCCACAACGGCAGCACUUGGCACGGGGACGGCGAGGCUCUGUGCGCCGCCCUGGCUUCGCCCGGGGGAGGAAGGAGGAGCCCCUCAGUGGGCUCGUCCUCGGCCCUCUCCCCGGCACCCUCCACCGCGUCCAGCGAGGACCUCUGCUCCGACCUGGACGACACCGACAGCGAGCACAACCAGAGCUCCACGGAGGGCAUGGAGAGCAGGGAGGCCCUGAGCGUGGCCUACCCCCAGUCCAUGUGGAGACCCUGGUAGAGGGCUGAAGGGGACACACCGAGGGGGCGGGGGGAUGUGGCUGUGACACCGGGCCGCUCCUGCUGAACACACAGAAGAGAAAAAUCCACCUUAUGAACACUUUCAAAAAUGUCAGUGGCGUACGUUGCAUUUCUGGACUCACGUCUGUGUGGAUUUUCUUUUGUCACUCCCCACGCUGGUGUUCCACGAUUCAAACCUGUUCAACAAAGAAAAAGAGUUAGGGCUUGGACAGCCGCCGCGGGCGACCAAAUAUGGAAAGCAUCUGCCCCUUUUGAGGAGGGACCGUUUUCUCUUCCCCCCACAACCAAAUGCAGCGAUUUUACAGCCGCUUCCCUCUGAACUCUGGGAAAUGUAGGAAACCACUAAAGCCGCUGUUAUCAGACACGAACCUCCGGAGAAUGUCUGCAACAUUUGCAUCCGGACAUUUUGCGUAGUUCACCAUUCACAUUUUGAGGAACCGCAGCAGGAAAGUGUUCCGAGUCCGAUGGAAUAAUCUCCAGAACAUUCUCGAGCAGUAAGAAGCAGGACAUGACGUGAUAAUCCUGCUGCGGAAAGCAGUGUUUUUGUAUUACAGUCACGAAGCAAGUGAAUUUCCUGCUGUAUUUCUCGCACUGGCCUACUCGGGACAUUCUCCGGAAAUUUUACAAGGCGGCAACGGCCCAGGAGAAUGUCCAGAGCAACAUUUGCAUCCUGACACGCAGUCCCCCUCCGGAGAGGUUCAGGAAAGUGUCCGGACCUCGGUGCCCGUCUGAAAGCAGCUUUGGUGAAGUGUAAGAAGUAGAACUAGGAGAGUCGACGGAACAAUACGUCACGAGGAGAGAAACAUUCCUGCGGCGCUUCGGACAGAGACGAGCGUGUAAACCCGAGUGUUAAAAAGGUGGAGUUUUUCCUCUCUCUCUCAUCAGAGGGGCCCCUCCUCUCGAGGGAAGUGACACCCCUGGCUUUGAAUCCUCUGUUGGUACCCCCCCCCACACACACACACACACCUGAAGAACCCCCCCUCCCUCCCUCUCUACACACUUAUAACCCGACAAAGGACAGAAAAACGGAACACUGUUGCGGACGUUCACACUUCUUAUGUCAGUGACUCAAGUGUAUAUAAGGAUUUUGUACCGUGGAGUAAAAGCUCUUUUAGAUUGAAGAUUUGGCGUUGCCUCUGAUUAAUAUAAAUAUUUCUAUAUUGUGUUUCAUAAAGGCCCUGUAGUGUAUUGGACCAGUGUAGCCUCCUGCAGACAGAGUGACCACUUUAUGUUGUGUAAUGGUUUGUAGACAAGUUGUUGCCAUGUUUAUUGUGUUGAGUUUGCAAAAAUAAAAUAAUGUAACUGAAA